AUGACGAGCCCAAUAAAAGAAAGCAGUGUCUGCUCUGAUUCAACAGUAUCGUCUCUUUUAACAAACUACAGCAUUCACAGCAAUAAUCCAUACUCGGACACCUUGAUUUGCUACAAGGACAAGGUUUACAGCUCUGCAUCUGAGGCUUUGGAGGCUUAUAUUGAAGAUUUCGACUUAAGUCUCACAUUUUCAGAAAGAAGCACUGGAAAAAUCUGCAUAUGGCAAAGCACUCCCAAAAAAGUGAAGUUUCCAAAGCACCGUGCUAAAGAAAAACAUGGUAUGUUUCUGCAAAUGUGGUGUUUAAUAAGCUUUGCACUGAAUUAUUUGAAUCAGCCUGUAGGACUGGGUUCUCUUGCUUUGCCCUCUAGAAGGCAGAGUGAGUGUGACCCAGACUCGGUCAGCCUUGCGACAGAUGAUCUGUUGGCAUUUCCAGCAGAUGGAUCUCUGCCCUUGGUCCAGCAUGCUCCUUUUAAAUCAAGCCUUCAAAGUAGUGAGUGGAACAGACUAUCCCUUAAAACAUCUUUCUGCCCUUACCAAACCUCAGCACUCGAUGCUGAAAGCGGUUUCAGUCUCCAGGAGGAUGGCAAAGCUGUUGCUCACCAGAAUCCACACAAAGACUUCAGCAGAAAGAAACACGGUGUGUCUACGCCCGAGAGGUACCAUUCUGUCUCCUCUAAAGGAAGCUCGAGACCCUUGUCUUUUGGAGAGAAGUCUAACACUUUUCCUCUUAAAAAUUAUCCAAGGUGGCUUACCAGCCAGAAGUCUGACUUAAGUGUCUCGGGGAUAAGUAGUAUUCCCAAUUCUCACUACCCGCUCUGGCUUAAGAGCUACAACCUUUUUUCUGAAAGGAGUGGUCAAAAUCUUAAUAUACGAGGCACAGCUUCCCCUUCACAAGCUUUUGAGAUCCUGGAGAAAAGACACUCUGUAAAUCAGGACAGUCCUAAUUUUUUGGAACAACUUGGUUGUCAGGAUGCGAGAGAUGAUAACCUAGAAGGAAGUUGCAACGAUGACAGCCCGGCUGCACGCUUCCAGUUUGAUAACUCGUUUUCAAGACACACCAAAAAGCUGUUUGGAGAAGACCAGUUUGAGCUACUUACCUUGAAGGCUGCCAGAGGUCUGGAGAGUUCAGCUGAAGAUCUGGCAAAUAAUCUGGAAAAUGAUGGCAGCCCUUCUACAACAGAUAUACUAGGAGCAGAAAGAUCAUGGGAAAAUGCUCCAGGUGCUUUCAAACCACCAGUGCCUGUGUACUGUGAGGACAUGGAGAAUGCUCUACCGUCCCCGAAGGCAGAUAUCAUCCAUAAGUUCUUGGAAGACUGUUUAAAUGACAAAAAUAAGGAAAAUGCUUGUUCUGGUGGUCAGCAUCACAGACCCCUUGAAGACUUAAAGCUGAUGUUGUUUAAACUUCAAGCAAUUCAGGGAAGUUUAAGCCAGCAUGAAACAGCUGAGCAACAGGAAGAGUUUGAAAAACUUUCUGAAAAAGCAGAGGCUGAAUUGAAACUGUGUGACAGUGAAAUGAUCCCUCUUACUAACUCUAUUCGGAAGGCAUUACACCAUUUGUCCCGUCUUAAAAGUCUUGUUGAAGAUAAUGGUGACCAACAAGAGCAGCCUGAUGAUGGUGAAGAUAAACAAGAAAAAACCCCUGAUCUAUGA
Molecule: messenger RNA, 1650 nt
Organism: Leptosomus discolor (cuckoo roller)
Lineage: Eukaryota; Metazoa; Chordata; Aves; Leptosomiformes; Leptosomidae
Source: RefSeq, a predicted model, not a curated record